Molecule: messenger RNA, 1167 nt
Organism: Leishmania mexicana MHOM/GT/2001/U1103
Lineage: Eukaryota; Euglenozoa; Kinetoplastea; Trypanosomatida; Trypanosomatidae
Exons: 1
Coding region: 1-1167 (388 amino acids)
Source: RefSeq, a predicted model, not a curated record
AUGGCAUUGCCCUUAGCUGCACGACAGCACUUCUUGGAGCACGGCUACGCCAUUGUUCCAGAUGUGCUCUCGACCUCCAUGGUGGAGCGCAUCCGGUCUGGGGCCUUGGCCUCCACAACGGCGCGCUUCCGCUCCUUCGCGCACCUGCCCAACGUCCACUCCCUUUUGAAGUCUACGCCCAAGUGCACAGACCCACUCCAGGAUGGCCUGGAGUCGCAUCUGCAGAAGCGGCGGUACAUCCUACGCUACUACCGCGACAUGAGGCGGCAUAAGCGGCGGCUGCGGCGCGCCGCGAAGGCGUUCCUUAACGGCCGCGAUGUCUCGGAGCUCGGCAGGGAGGAUAUGUUGAAGUUGAGCGAGAUAGUCUCUGCGGAGGCGCAGAGGGUGUGGAGCCGAGGCUGUACGAGCACAGUCAAGACGGACCCUCAGAUGCACAUGGCGAUAGACCAGUACCGCGCCAAUGCGUGGAUGACAAAUGCACAGCUGGAGGCGGUCCUGCGCGACAAGGAGGAGUUCGUGAAGCCGCUCUCGCAGCUCGCAGAGGUGGUGGGCGGUGUGACACGUCCCGUCAUUUUUGGUGAUGUGCCCCUGCUGCGCGAGGCGUACGGCAACCCUGUUGGGUAUCAUUGCCUUGCCCCAACGAUUGGCACCCGCACGAACGCACGCGUCAGCAAGGGCGGUGGUGAGGCGACGGCAGUGUCGAUGGUUCUCUUCACCUACACCCCUACUCCUCUGUGUCUCCCGCCCUUCGUGAUGAGCAACUCACAGCACGCGGUGCGCCGCCAGUACCUGCACUCGGUGCGCGCCGAGCGAUUGUGGCGUCCGUUUGCCCCCAUGGAGGCCGACAUACGCGAUCAACUGCGCCGCUUUCAAUUUGAUGCAUCUGUAGUGGGCCAACCGCUCCUCGCAGGAAUGGCCGGGUCGAGCAGUACCCCCGCUGCCCCCGUAAUCGGCCCGGGAACCGUCAUGGUGGUCGACCCGCACUUGAUGAUGGCGUUCGGUGGCAACAUGACACCCCAAAGCGAGGUCAUUUACCGCAUCAACGUGGUUUCGGAGAACGCGCAGCCGCAUCUGAUGGCGCCGUCGUGGAUUCGCGGGUGGCGCACGAUGCCACAAGAGGUUCAUUUUGCGUCUCCUGUCGUCUUUCCGCUGCUCUACGUUGAGUGA